Messenger RNA from Nezara viridula (southern green stink bug), 6078 nucleotides. NCBI's taxonomy places the organism in Eukaryota, Metazoa, Arthropoda, Insecta, Hemiptera, Pentatomidae. The record is from the annotation of a GenBank genome assembly.
GGCUCUCUUCUUCAUGUCUUCCGUCGGCUGUCGGGCCCGGCCCUCACGCAGGGGACGCCCCUCCGGCCCGCUGUGGUGAAGGAACUCGCCCUGCCGGGGGACUGCUGGCAGCGCCAGAUGGUUCAGACCGGGGCACGCAGGGACACCAUCAUGGCCGAAUCCGUCGAAGCCCUCAUCAGGAAGCUCUCGGAGCUGGAACAGAGGGUUAUCGAUGCGGAGAGCAGGGCGGAGGAAGCGGAAGACAAGGUGCGGAUUAUGGAGCAGAGACUGGUGGAGGCGGAGUGGUCAGGAGAGGGUGGCAGUGAAGAGAGGGAAGAAGCCAUUAGCAAACUCGCCUCGCAGGUCGAGCAGCAGAGGCAGCUGAGACUUGCGGAUGCUAGACAAGUUGAAGCAAAAGCGGCUCGAAUCAAAGAGUGGGUGACAAAUAAGCUGCGGGAGCUGGAAGCUCAGAACCAGCACUUACGAGAGCAGAACCACAGGUGUAACCAGCAGCUAGAACUGCUCAGGAAGCACAUGGCUGACAUCAGCACUGAGAGGAGCAGGCCCUCCUCACUUCUCCGCUCCAAUACCACGGCCUCCACCAAGGGGCUGGAAGCAGUAUAUGCUGAAGUGCCAAGGAGACCGAAACCAGUCAGUCAAGACCCAACCCUCGGUCACCGACGCCACCUUUCAGCGACUGCUGUAACUGUUAAUAGUCCCUCAUCUCAGCAGCUGAGUGAUGAUCUCCAGGCUGCUGUCGAGAGCCUAGCUCUUCUUCCCGUCCACAUUAGGCCUAAGUCAGAAUGCAUGGACUCUGAACAAGGCCAUGAUUACGCAGAAAUCUAUACACCAAGUACUGAAAAAGAUGCUUGGGAUGUCGGCAAACCUCCGACGCCUCCUUUGCAUAGGUUUCCCUCGUGGGAAAGCCGUAUUUACCAGGUGGCCAGUGAAGGCCUCGCACCUCACCCUACCCCAGACUCUAGUAAUAAUAACACUGCCUCAAGUAGAAUCCACUGUUCCCAUGGCUACUGUGAUAUCAGUGUACCUGUUUACGCUACUGUUAAAGGGAGAGCUAGCCAGAUUAGGUCAAUGCCCUUUACCGGCGAUUCUUCCGAUGAUUCGUCAGAUGGAGAAGAACACACUAAUGCUUUAAAUCUCUCAACUACUAGAGUUACUAAUAGCAGUUCAGAUAACACAGAUACUUCAGUUUCUAGUUCCAGUCCCAGCAAAAGUCACAUUCAAACUACCUCCAGUUUCUCUCCUGCUAAACGAAGUUCAUCUGGUUCACCAAGUAAAAAUACCUCAUUGGAAUCAGGCUUGUCAGAUGACUACGCCGUACCACCUGACGCUGAAGAAUGGCCGCCUAGAUCACCUUCCCGACCUACUAAAGUAGAAACUAUUGAGAAAUCAGGUCAUCUAGCCAAGCUUGGAGGAAAAUUAAAAACAUGGACCAGAAGAUGGUUUCAACUUUACAAUGCCAAGCUGCGUUAUUGGAAAAGUCAGAAUGAUGUAAAUAGAAAACCUCAAGGAGAGAUAUCAAUCGAUGAGCAUUGUAGAAUUACUCGUGCUGAAGGAGCCGCAACUUUCGAAAUAGCGACAGAAAAAAAGACUUAUUACCUUACAGCUGACUCUAUAGCAGCUACUGAAGACUGGGUUCGGGUGUUACAGAACGUACAGCGAAGAAACGCCACUAAAUUGCUGUUGAGUAGAGAACAUAAUAAGCCUACACUUCAAGGCUGGCUGACUAAAGUUAGGAAUGGUCAUGCAAAGAAAUGUUGGUGUGUUCUUCUCGGCAAAAUGUUCCUAUAUUUCAAAUCCCCUUCAGAUAGUAAUGCAAUAGGACAGAUAAAUAUGAGGGAUGCUCGAGUGCAGCAAGUAGAGCAUGUUUCUGACAGCGAUAGCGAAGACAGAGAUACAGACACGGCACAGCUCACUAUCGGAAUUUUUCCUAAUCACCAACCACCAACCUAUUUGCUCAUGCCAAACAGGCAAGAUAAUGAUUCAUGGCUGUAUCACCUCACAGUAGUCUCAGGUGCUGGGCCUAAUGCCGGAACACAAUAUGAACAGCUAGUCCAAAAACUGAUGGAAGUUGAAGGUGAUCCAAACUGUGUUCUUUGGAGGCACCCUCUGUUACUGCAUAGUAAAGAAACAAUCAGCACGCCUUUAACAACUUUAUCUUCUGAAGCCCUACAAUCUGAAGCUAUAAAACUAUUUAAGAGUUGUCAGCUGUUCACAUCUGUAGCUGUCGAAUCAGCUGGUAUCGAUUACCAUGUGGUAUUAGCACAGAAUGCUUUACAGCAAGCUCUUGACCAAUGGGAACUUCAGGCUGAACUCAUCUGUGCCCUUGUGAAACAAACAUCCAAACACUCCCCUUCGAAAACAGGCGUACAGGUAUUCGCCAAAUUGAGGCAUCGUUCGCUGUUUGCUUGUGAUGCUGCCGGGUCGCCGACAACAACAGUCAGCUCUGGAUCUGGUUGCCCUCUUCCGCCAGUUCCUCCACCCCCAGAAACCUGCAAAGCCAACCCUCCUCAGUUCGCCCUCGUACAGGCCUGGCAACUGCUCGCACUUGCUGUAUCCCUGUUUGUACCAAAGAACAAUAAGCUACUCUGGUAUCUUAAACUUCACCUCCAGAGGAACACUGACACAAAAACUGAAUGUGGAAAAUAUGCGGCCUACUGUGAGCGUGCCUUAGAAAGAACGAUUAGAAAUGGUUGCCGAGAAGCAAAACCUUCGCGGAUGGAAGUACUCUCUAUCCUUCUUAAAAAUCCAUAUCACCACUCAUUGCCUCACUCUAUUCCUGUCCACUUUCUCAACGGCACCUACCAGGUUGUAGGUUUUGAUGGUUCAUCAACAAUCGAAGAAUUUAUGGUUACCUUAUCGCAAGAAAUUGGAACUCGGGAUUCUUCUGUAUCCGGUUUCACUCUGUUCAGUGAUGAUCCAAUUGAAAAAGAUUUAGAGCAUUAUAUUGACCCCCAAUCAAAGCUCUGUGACGUGAUUUCAAAAUGGGAAACUGCUCUGAGGCAGAAAGGCUCAGGGAAAUUCGAGAACACAAGGGUCAUACAACUGGUCUACAAGAGCCGGCUCUAUUGGAGAAGUUCACUGAGGACUGAGACCGACCGAGAGAGGUUGUUGCUAUGUUACCAAACCAACCAGCAAGUCGUCCAGGGCAGAUUUCCUGUCAACAAGGAACUUGCCCUUGAAUUAGCAGCCCUCAUGGCACAAAUUGAUUUCGGUGAAUAUCAUGCUGACAAAGGCCGAGGCAGUGGUGGAGGAAUGCGAGACCUUCAGGUGAUCCAGGCCCUUGACAAAUUCUACCCUUAUAGAUAUAGAGAUAUGCUGACUCCUGAUCUUCUCAAGGAACUGCAGGCGGCACUUCAGGAAAAAUGGAUAUCUCUGAAAGGACGAGGCCCACUUGAUUGUGUGAGGAUAUACCUUACGUGCGUUAGGAAAUGGCCUUAUUUUGGAGCUAGUUUAUUCCAAGCAAAGGUAAAAGAUAGCGAGUGGGGCUUGGUUUGGACCGCAGUGAGUGAGGACGCAAUUAGCCUCUUGGAGCUGAGCACCAUGCAGCCCCUGGCUAGGUUCCCAUAUCCUAGGGUCCUCACGUUCGGUGGCUGUCAGGAGGACUUCAUGCUCGUAGUCAGCUCUGACCAUGGUCUUGGCUCACAAAAACUAUUAUUCUCACUUUCAAAACCAAAGAUUCUGGAGUUGACUUUACUCAUAGCGGACUACAUGAAUGCGCUUGGACGGUCCGGAGGUACUCCCGCUGGCACAUUAACCCGAACCACACAACCCGACAUUUUGAAAGCAACACCAGACCAUCAACUGGGCGAUAAAUCAUGACAUUAAAGGAACUACCUUAUAACAUUAACAAACUAAUGCUUGUCAGCCAGGUGUAGUUGCUAUAUCGCGAACUAAGUAGGUUGUUCGUUCUUUAACUCAAAACUGUGUCAUUUUAUCAGAUGAUUUAUUAUUAUUAUUAUUAUUUGUUAAAUUAUGGCUUCAUUGCAUUGUAGUGCCAAAAUUGUACAAUUGUGUAAUUCCAACCUUUCCAUAUUCUAAUGGAAAAAAUCUGCUAAGUUAACUAACUAGAGUAUAUCAAAGUGAAUUCCUAGUUGUCAGUGAAACUUGAGAUUUUGAAAACUAGCUAUGUGAGUAUAAAUUUCUUUGUGGAACAGUCUCUAAAAUUUGAGAUUUUAGAUUUUAAAGUCUUAAACGAUCUUAAUGGUACUAGUAAUUGUUACAUAUAUAUAUUAGUAAAUAUUCAGUAACUGAAGCCAAAUGUGAUAUAGACUUUAGCUAGACAGAGGAAAAAUUAAAUAUUUUUCUUUCUACCUCUCCUCUGUCAGUGAGAAAUAAAUUUAAAAAGCGAUCUGUGGUUUUUUAAAAAAAUAUAUAUAAAACAUUCAAAUUGAAUAAUCAAAUAUAAAUAUCUUAAAAAUAAUUAUCAUGCAAACUGGCUAACAAUGUUCUAUUUAAAUUUUGUUUAUUCUCUCUUUCCAAAGAAAAGGUAUUCUUCUGCCUGUUAGGCCAAAAAUGCUAUAUUUUAUGUAGCAUAUAACUGUGUACCUACCUAUACGAAGCUAAACAAAUAUUUUUACAAAUAACAUAUUUUAAGUGUUUUAUAAAUCCUUCCACUAACACUAUUUAUGAUUACUGUGGAAAUUAAUUAUAUUAUUAAAAGUGGAAUUUCGCUCUUUUGAUACAAAUAUUAAUAUUUUGCCUUUUAAGUUUGAAUAUAUUUUUUUUUAACAAAUUUAAAUUUUAUAAAUUAUAAAUAAACCCACAAAGCUUUAAGGUUUUAGUAUAAAGCAAAUUUUUAUUUUAACAAAAGGCUUUUAAUGUUUUUCUUUAAUAACAUUUUCUAAAAAGAAUUGAACCUAACACAGUGUAACUUACUAUAAUAAUUGAAGGAAUAUUAUCUCAUAAUUAACCUAUACUAACUGUUUGAAUUUUCUUUUUUGAUUUAACUAACGCGUUUAAUCAAUGUUUUAGAAAGUUGAUUUAUUUUAUAUUUGGCACGGUGCUUUCUAAACAAACUGAAAAAUUGUUCAUUGCAACCUGUUAAUAAUAUGUUGAACGCUUUAAUAUAAAAUACAUUUUUAUUAUUUAUUCAUUUGAAGUAAUUGAAAAUUAAUUACAUUUUAAACAAUAAUUGAGCAAUAGGCAGUCGUAUAUUUGUUGGUUGUGAUCUACCAUUAGGUUGUGCGAAAUUUGAAAAAAAUUAAAAAUUCUAAACCAAGUAUAUAGAUUUUGGGCUUUUUAUUGCAAAAACAAAUUGAGGAGAUUGUUUCCGACAACAAAAUUAAAAAUGGAAUUUGUUUCUGAUUGCCAUAUUUUCAAUAUUGAUUUCUAAAAUGUCAAUUGGUUAUACAACUAAGGCUCUGGUAACUACAAUGUUGUUUCAGAUUUAGCGGUUUAUGUAUUCAAUGUGAUAAAAAUAAUAGAUUAGUUACCAUACUUACAAAUUUUUCUUCUUAAUAAUUUGCCUGGAGACCUUUUGGAAAUCAUCAAGCAUAUUUGUAAUCUCAUUAUUUUUUUAGUUGAUUUAUUAUUUUUUGUGAUUUCUAUAACUUUAGUUUUUAAAAAAAAAAUCUUUGUUUUAUUUGUUCAUCGUUUUGCCCCUUUGAUCCAAAGUAUUUAUUGUAUUUUAGUUAAGUUAGAAUUGUGUUUAAAUGUUUAACGUAUAAUAAACAUCACAAACAACCAGUACCUUUUCAAACAUACCAUUAAUUAUUAAUUAUGAUUUGUUUUUGUUUUUUAUUUAUAUGAUGCUCGUAUUGAUGUCAGCUUAUUACUGGAGCUAAUACAAAGACUUAAUAAUGUUGGGCAUAAUUAUUGUAAAUUUAUGGUUUAUUAAAUUGAUAUUUUGUAAAUCUAGUCUAUUAUUGUAUAUAAAUAUAAAUAUAUAUAUAAAUAUAAUUUAUAGUGUAAAAUCUUUCAUGGCUUUUAAAAUAUAUAUCGUCUGAUUUUUUUAAAAGUGUAGACUUUAUAUUAGUUAACUAAUGAAGAGUACUGUACACAUUAUUUUGAUACAGUCUGUUAAAGAUGAAAUGUGUUUUUAUACUCAUUGGAAAUACAGAUAGUCAUUCAUUUUAUGUC